Macrosiphum euphorbiae (potato aphid) is the source of this 420-nucleotide messenger RNA. NCBI's taxonomy places the organism in Eukaryota, Metazoa, Arthropoda, Insecta, Hemiptera, Aphididae. The record is from the annotation of a GenBank genome assembly.
AUGGAACCGUUAGCUAUUUCUUUAGAUAAAUUACAGAAUGAAAAAACAUGUUUUUUGGGCUAUGUUAUUCCCACAAUAAUUGCAUUAAGACUGAAGUUACUUAAUUCAACAAGUUCAGUUUAUUGUAAGCCAUUAUCAUUAUUGAUAGUUCAAAGUCUGGAAAAAAGAUUUCAAUUUGUAUUUGAUCUUGAACAUUUAAAAAGCAAACCUUAUAUAUUGUCAUCAAUAAGUCAUCCAAAAUUUAAAUUAAAUUGUAUUCCUUUAAAAUUUAUGUCAGUAUGUAAAAAAUUAUUCUUGUCUGAAUGCAAUUCAUUAAAUUUAUCUUCCAACAAUUUAGAUUCAAAUGUAGAACCUGUUGAUAACGAUGGCGGUGACUUUUAUAAUAUUCAUAACCUCUUCAUGCAUAUUGGUAUCAUAUGA